AUGGCAGAACAAGAAGAAGAAGAUUCUAAAGUUAGCUCUCCCCAGCCUCCUCACCCUGUUUUGGAGGUCAUAUGCGAAAGUCUGGCAAAGACUAGCCGCUUUGCGGCAGGCACCAAGGCGGGAUUUGCUGUGUCUUUGAUAAACAGGAAGUUGGAUAUUGGGGCACCUUUUGUUUUGCAUAUUGAAGCAGUUAAGGAUGGGGAGGAACCCAUUAGUUUUGGCCCGGAUGCUGUGCUUGUUGAUUAUGGCAAUGGAUGGAAGUUGCAAACAGUUACUGUGUUAGAUUAUGGUGGUGUUAGACAAACAGAGCAUUUUCGGCAGAUUCCAACACAGCAGAAUUCUGAUGGUUCACGUCCUGCAAAGACAGCUUCCAAACCAGGCAUUGGUUUUGUGUACAUUGCAAAGAUAGUAGUAGCCUUCAUUUUGCUUUUUGUGCUUGGUGCAAUUUUCACACUAGCUCUUGAGAAUCUUCCUAGACUCAUAUUGUCUGGUUAUUAUUUCUUGGUUCUUUGCUGUGCAAGCCUUCUCAUCCCAACAAGCUGCAACAGUAAGCAUAUUCCCUUGUUUAUAUUUGGUGAUUCAUUUUUCGAUGCUGGAAACAAUAACUACAUACGCAAUGCAUCUGAGCGGGCAAACUUCUGGCCUUAUGGGGAAACCUUCUUCAAGUAUCCCACUGGGAGAUUUUCAGAUGGUCGACUAAUUCCAGAUUUUAUUGCUGAGUAUGCAAAGUUGCCGCUCAUUCCUCCAUAUCUGCAACCUGGCAAUCACCAAUGGACAGAUGGGUUGAACUUUGCAUCUGGAGCAGCUGGUGCUCUAGCUCAAACCAGACCUGCUGGAUCGGUGAUAGACCUCAAUACGCAAGCAAUUUAUUUCAAGAAUGUGGAGAGGCAACUGAGUCAGAAACUGGGGGAUACAGAAACUAAGAAAUUGUUGUCUAAAGCUAUCUACAUGUUCAGCGUUGGCAGCAACGACUACGUAGUACCUUUCAUUACAAACUCCACUGUUCUUCAACUCUACUCCGAAAAAGAGUAUGUCGAGAUGGUCAUCGGCAAUAUAACAACUGUGAUCAAAGAAAUAUAUAAGAAUGGAGGAAGGAAAUUUGUGUUUCUCAGCAUGGGUCCUUUGGGCUGUGUGCCACUUCUGCGUGCAUUAAAACACAAUAGCACAGGUGGUUGCAUGGAUGAACUCACGGUGUUAACAAAACUCCACAACAGCGCACUCAUUGAAGUCCUCAAGGAGCUCCAGACACAGCUUCAAGGGUUUAAAUACUCUUAUUUUGAUUUCUACGCUUCGUUAAGUGAAAGAAUUAAUCACCCUUCAAAAUAUGGUUUUAAGAAGGGGAGAGUGGCAUGUUGUGGCAGUGGUCCAUACAGAGGAAUCUUGACUUGCGGUGGGAGGGGAGCAGCAGAGUACGAACUAUGUGAUAAUCCCAAUGACUACUUGUUCUUUGAUGGUGGUCAUCUCACCGACAAAGCCAACAAUCAACUUGCAAAGUUGAUGUGGAGUGGCAAUUCUAAUGUAAUAUGGCCUUACAAUCUUAGAACAUUGAUCGAAGAGUAG
Messenger RNA from Dovyalis caffra, 1560 nucleotides. The record is from the annotation of a GenBank genome assembly. NCBI's taxonomy places the organism in Eukaryota, Viridiplantae, Streptophyta, Magnoliopsida, Malpighiales, Salicaceae.